This is a messenger RNA of Pimephales promelas (fathead minnow), 1007 nucleotides long. The record is from RefSeq and is a predicted model, not a curated record. Lineage: Eukaryota; Metazoa; Chordata; Actinopteri; Cypriniformes; Leuciscidae.
CGAAAAGCUCCCCUGGUAUCAUCGGAAUAUAUCCAAGUGCAUUAGUACUCGUGAUGUCAGUUCUGAUGAAACCAGCCUCUUGAUGCAACUUUGCGCUGAGCGUUAUUACAUUUCUUCUGAAGCGUUUCACACUAGGUCAUGUACAUAUGGGCCCUUAGGAACAGAACUAAAGAAAAACAUUAUUGAGCUGUGGACUUCAGCAAUACGUUCAAGAGCAUAUGUUUUUGGGAUAAAUACCUCAGCGUUAAGUAUAACGUGUGAGGAACCUUUCAGGAUUGUUGACAUAAGGACUCUUAAAGAAAUCCUAAACCAAGACAGUUUUACUACAGAAGAAGCAUCUCAAAAGAUUCAAAAACUUUUGAAAGACAAUGCGUCUGUUCGGACGAGUCUGCUACAGGGUGCUUUACAGCAGUAUACUCAGGCUUUGGAGCUUGUGAAUAGGACAUUACCUUUUGGAUUGGCAGAGGUUGGUCUGUGCCAUCAUUUCGAUAAUCAGCUCAGACAUUCAUCCAGUUGUUCUUUUGAGGUAACCGAAUCAUCUUUGGUCUGGUUCUGUUCUCCCCGGACUUCUUCACAGUGGAUGGACUACUGGGCUCAUCAAAGACUGCAGUGGUGGAGGAAGGUAAAGCAUGGAAGCACAAAUAUGGGAGAAUUGGGUACUGACACUUAGAGCAGUGGUGGUUCUCAACUGGUUUGGCUAUGGUCGUUAAGCUGUGACCCAAAUAUUUUCCAUAUUUUCUUAAAAAUGCCUGACACACAAGUACUGUCCCUCUUUACUUAAAAUUACAUUAAAGGGAUAGUUCUUUCUUCUGAACACAAAAGGAUAUGUUUUAAAGAAUGUUUCAGACCUGACUUCCAUAGUAUUUUUUUUCUUACCAUGGAAUAUUUUUUUUCUUUACUCUUGUGUCUGACAGUACAUUUAAAUUGGUAAAGUUACUGAUUUGAAAAGUUAGUAAUAAAAUAUACAACAAAGCAACACAUUAUAUAAUAAAAUAAGCAGAUCUAUU